Umbelopsis ramanniana AG is the source of this 1095-nucleotide messenger RNA. RefSeq lists its product as uncharacterized. Lineage: Eukaryota; Fungi; Mucoromycota; Umbelopsidomycetes; Umbelopsidales; Umbelopsidaceae. The transcript is spliced from 5 exons. Bases 122 to 847 code for a protein of 241 amino acids. The record is from RefSeq and is a predicted model, not a curated record.
GGGAUUUUCUUCAAGAAUACCUGGCUAGUUGUGUCUGUCGAGUUGGCUCGUGUAGGUCAGCCGACAAGGAAUUUUUUCAGCUAAACAUUUGGCGCGCUUCUUUAUACUUUUCUUGCCAGUAAUGGUUGAGGAAAAUACGCUUCAACAAAUAUGGCGCCUAACCAAUGAACUAGCACAGCAGCAAUCAGCAAACAAAGAAGCAAUCAAUGGCAUCACUCAGCAAAUGUCCGACGUGAAGCAACGAUCUUCGGCUUUACUUACGUCAGGCGUCUUUAAUCACAAUGGGGAACUAUAUAAUUAUAAUGAUUCGCAACAGCGCAAUGCAGAGCCAGCAAGCGCAAGUCAAAACUCUCCUGAAACAUUAGAGGAAUCAGACGAAACAAGCGCUAAACAAGAUGAGCUGAAGCGUCAGUUGCGAACUAUGACCAACAAGAAUCAGCAAUUAGAAGCAGAGUGUGCGCAAUUAAAGCGCUUGCUCAAAGAUUAUGAGUCGGGCAUGGAGUCAGCUACAAGUAGUAUGCGGUUACAAGUUAAUUCACACAAUGAUGCGGUGUUGCGAUUACAGCGAGAAUAUGACAGCCUUUUAUCGGCUGAACGGCAAACAACGUCGGCUUUGGUUUGGGAGAACAAGAUGUUGCAGCUAAAUAUAUCCAAGAUCGCCCGGAUGCUGCGAGAAUUAUAUUCUUUGGGCACAGAAUCAGAGCAAGAUACGGUCAUCCAGCAGUUAGUUGUGGAGAAUCAAGGACUUAGAGAUAUGCUCAACAAGGACAUGAAUGUGUUUAAUUUAGGAAUUGAGAAUGAUACUGUGCGAGAAAAAUCAUCCGACACUUUGGUUGGCCCGAAGUGAAUGUUUGGCUAUACAUUUAUACCAGCUAGACAUACUCUUUACUUGUAAUACUACAGUACAAAUUAUUUGGCAUCUCGCAUUGUAAAUUUCGACAAGACAGUAUGAGUUAAUCUAUACCACAAUCUAUUAUUAUUUGUCUGCCGUCUCUACUGCUGCUCGUACCGGUGUAUAGGGCGGAAGCGUUACGAAAUGUCAUGGUUAUAGCUCAUUCUCAAAGCUCAGUGCUUAUAUCCACUCCAUAUGACUUC